AUGUACAAAUUGACUCCUACAAAGGGAAUGUCGAAAGGUCAUGAGGCUACGGGCGGGUACCAUCUAAUCAACAUCCACCCCAACCCUUUACAGACGAAGAUCGAUAGUAUGACGGCGGAUCCUGUCUGGUGGUUGUGUUUGCAACAGGAUCCGCCUUCACCCCAUCGACCUGAUCUCAAGUCAAAUUCUGGUCAUUUUCCCGACGGGAAAGGUUCAGUUGUCCAGGAUCUGUGA
Molecule: messenger RNA, 234 nt
Organism: Morchella sextelata
Lineage: Eukaryota; Fungi; Ascomycota; Pezizomycetes; Pezizales; Morchellaceae
Exons: 6
Coding region: 1-234 (77 amino acids)
Source: RefSeq, a predicted model, not a curated record